Molecule: messenger RNA, 1359 nt
Organism: Schizosaccharomyces osmophilus
Lineage: Eukaryota; Fungi; Ascomycota; Schizosaccharomycetes; Schizosaccharomycetales; Schizosaccharomycetaceae
Gene: cki1
Product: serine/threonine protein kinase (CK1 family) Cki1
Exons: 3
Coding region: 1-1359 (452 amino acids)
Biological process (GO): peptidyl-serine phosphorylation; endocytosis; signal transduction
Cellular component (GO): cytoplasm; nucleus
Molecular function (GO): protein serine/threonine kinase activity; ATP binding
Source: RefSeq, a predicted model, not a curated record
AUGACCGGACAGGCAAAUGUUGUAGGCAUCCAUUAUAAAGUUGGCAGAAAGAUUGGAGAAGGAUCUUUCGGUGUUAUCUUUGAAGGAACAAAUUUAUUGAACAACCAACAGGUAGCUAUAAAGUUUGAACCAAGACGUAGUGAUGCUCCCCAACUCAGAGAUGAAUAUCGUACAUACAAGCUCUUGGCAGGGUCUUUAGGAAUUCCCAACGUAUACUAUUACGGACAAGAGGGCCUCCAUAACAUACUAGUUAUUGAUUUGCUAGGCCCUAGUUUGGAAGAUUUACUCGAUUUGUGUGGUCGCAGAUAUAGUGUUAAAACUGUUGCUAUGGUUGCUAAGCAAAUGAUUUCUCGAGUCCAGGCUAUACAUGAACGAAGCUUGGUGUACAGAGAUAUCAAACCUGAUAAUUUUUUGAUUGGACGGCCCAACUCCAAGCAUGCAAAUAUGAUUCACAUCGUCGACUUUGGCAUGGUCAAGUUUUACCGUGAUCCUGUUUCCAAGCAACACAUUCCUUAUAGGGAGAAGAAGAAUCUUUCAGGCACGGCUCGUUAUAUGUCCAUAAACACCCACUUGGGCCGAGAGCAGUCUCGUCGGGAUGAUUUGGAAGCACUUGGUCAUGUCUUCAUGUACUUUCUUCGCGGAAGUCUUCCUUGGCAAGGUCUCAAAGCUGCUACAAAUAAACAAAAGUACGAACGCAUUGGAGACAAAAAGCAAAACACCCCAUUGCGAGAAUUGUGUGCUGGAUUUCCGGAAGAGUUUUAUCAAUACAUGCAUAAUGUCCGGAACUUGCCUUUUGAAGCUACCCCCGAUUACGAAUAUUUACAGUCCCUAUUUCAGAAAGUGCUAUUGAAAAUGGGUACGAAUGAUGAUGGCGGUUUUGACUGGAAUUUAUUGAACCAUGGCAAGGGUUGGCAAAGCUUACGCGCUGGUCGAAGCCACGACCCAAAUGCGCAUCGCCCAACUAAAGCUCCUGCUCCCAAGCAGGAUCCUAAAAAUGUGGCUCCUCAAAAUCGGCUGAGCACCCGUAAACUUGUAUCUAACUCGUCAGCAAUGGAACAUGGCAAUUCCCAUACACAACCCAACUCAGCUAAUGCACAAGAAACACCCGACCCAAACUUUUUAACAAAUGAAAAGGGUAGAAAUGAUAAAGUACCUGUUUCAAGAGAUCAAGCUGGUGUACGGCCUACGCAGGGUGUUCCUCAAGGACAACAGAUGCAGAACGGUGUGCCUACAACCGCCGAUGCUGAACAAACACAAAGACCCAUUAAAGUAGUUUCAAAAGAAACGCCUGGAAACAAGAAAAGAUCAUUUUGGAAAAGUCUGUUAUCUUGUUGUGCAGCGCCAGCUGAAGGCGCUUAA